AUCUGAGUGUAAAUGGAAACACACUCGGCAGUAACGAGCUGAACGCUCUGGGAGGAACAAACCUGUGUGCGCUGAACACCAGUGUGCUGAGCAACAUCACGGCCGCCAGCGUGGAGCGAGCGUCUGCUCUCUCUUUGACCAGCUGCAGCUCAGAGAAGUCAUCGAUUCUGUUCAGUAUCGCUCAGAACGCAUUCAACGCAGCAAACACACGCAGUGCAAACCCCGUCAGCAUCACGACAUACCAGCUGCUGCAGAACUACCUCGGCGGUGCUGAUGCAGCGUUCAUCCGUACUCUUGUGAACUCCAGUGUGAAUAUGGACGUGCUCACAUUCAUGAGUCUGAAGCAGAGCGUCAUUAACGUGCUGCUCGUGCCUGAGGUCAAGGGUCUUCUGGGUGUGAAUGUGGCCGAUCUGAAGAGGUAUGAGAGCGCAGCACAGAUUCAGGAGUGGAUCAGGCUCCAGCUGCAGGUGGAUCUGGACUCGCUGCAGCUCGAUCUGACGGGGGGCAGGAACUCCAGCGUCACACAGACCACCGUCAGCGGCACCACUACAUCCAGCAGCAGCACUAAAGCUCCUUCAGUCCAGACCGGCACCACAGCUGCUGGAUCCAGAGUCUGGUCACAUGUCUGUCUGCAGCUGCUCCUAUUGGCUGUUACCACGACGACGCUGCAGCUGCUGCACUGGUGACAUCAUCAUCGCUGCACUUCCUGUCUCUCGCUCGUCUCGUGUUUAAAGAGUUUCUGCACUUUCACUUUUCAAGAGCUCUUUCUGUCUGAAUCACUCAGGAUGGCUGUGGUCACAUCUGACUCGUUCUUAUGAUGAUAAAUAUUCAACAAUGAAAUGCUAAAUCUCACAAACAUCUCAAUAAUUAAUAGUAAUAAAUACAAGGGGUUCUGUUUGCACACGUGAGAUAGACUCCGAACUGUAACCAAUGUGAUAUAAAACUGUGUUGAUUUAAAGCGUAAGAUAAAUAAAGGCAUGCUUGUUAUCCUGGUUGUCAGUUUCUC
Molecule: messenger RNA, 1006 nt
Organism: Carassius auratus (goldfish)
Lineage: Eukaryota; Metazoa; Chordata; Actinopteri; Cypriniformes; Cyprinidae
Product: mesothelin-like
Exons: 5
Coding region: 315-686 (123 amino acids)
Source: RefSeq, a predicted model, not a curated record